UAGUUUACUGUGUUCCGUAAUUUGGAAAUCCGUGGUUCAAUCUGUAUUCAAACCACGGUUAAGGUGUUGUACAGGAACACAAGAUCGCUGGUCCGCACAGCAAAAUGUGGAUUGGGGUAGGCUCUGAGGCUAAAAACAUUUUCGCUGUUAAUGUGAAAUAGAUUUACGUGGGGGAGAGGAGGAAAGUAGGAGCUGAUUCGGUGGGAGGUUGUUGAGAUUGCCCGUAAGUUUGAACCGUUUAUUUUGUUUUUGACAAAUUUUUUUAUUGUUUUAAGAUUAGCUGGAUUAUCUGGUGCAUUGACUUGGCAUGCCAGUGAAAUCCUGGCAAGCAAUGCGCAUGGCAUUUCGUAAGUAGUAGUGUUAUUCCGCGUUGGGUCGAAGUUGCUGAGAAGCAAUGUUUACAUCUGGAUGAUGGCUUGUUCAAGUCCAUAACAUCCCGAGCUGGAUCUGUGAUUUUCUGCAGAGGGCUGGCUUUCAUUAGUUUUCCUGAGUGAGAUUGUGUGAUUCUUCUCAAUACUGGGUGUGAGGUAGAUCUGGGAUUGGAGUAGCAGUAAUUAGGAAUGUCUAAUUUGAAUCCAAACCUGUCUCGGAGCGCAACUAGAACAUCAUUUAAGGGGCAGAGUAACAGAGCGAGCAAUGUGACAUUUGCUCGACGUACAUCGAGUGGGCGGUAUGUGAGCCUGUCUCGAGAUGAUAUGGAUGGAAUGACAGACGAUCUGAGUGGUGAAUACCUGCAGUACACGGUGCAGAUUCCUCCGACACCAGACAACCAGCCGAUGGUGGAUCCUUCAGUGGCGGUGAAGGCGGAGGAGCAAUAUGUUUCGAAUUCUCUCUUCACAGGGGGUUUCAACAGUGUAACGAGGGCUCAUCUGAUGGACAAGGUGAUCGAUUCGGAAGCGAGCCACCCUCAGAUGGCAGGGGCGAGGGGAUCUGCUUGCUCAGUUGAGGGUUGCGAUGGGAAGGUGAUGCGCGACGAGAGAGGGGAGGACAUCCUUCCCUGUGAAUGCAAUUUCAAGAUUUGCCGCGAGUGCUACUUUGAUUACCAGAAGGAUGGAGGGGUUUGUCCGGGCUGUAAGGAGCCUUACAAAGUAGGGGAUUUGGAGGAGCAGAACGAGGCGUUUCGCAAUGCUGCCCUGCCUCUGGCGCCCACCGGUAAGUUGGAUCGCAGGAUGUCUGUCAUGAGGUCAGGGAAGUCGCUCCUGAUGAGGAGCCAAACCGGAGACUUCGAUCACAAUCGAUGGCUUUUCGAAACGAAAGGGACCUACGGCUACGGGAAUGCCUUUUGGCCCCAAGAAGGGGUUAUUAAUGAUGGCACUGGCGAUGGGAUGUCUGGAAACCUCACCGACUUAUCUGACAAGCCUUGGAGACCUCUCACACGGAAGAUUAAAAUUCCUGCUGGCAUUCUUAGUCCUUACAGGCUGCUUAUAUUUUUGAGAAUGUUUUUCUUAGCAUUAUUUCUGACUUGGCGAGUCAGGCAUCCUAACAAUGAUGCAAUGUGGUUAUGGGGCAUGUCUAUAGUAUGCGAAAUAUGGUUUGCUUUCUCAUGGCUGCUGGACGUGUUACCCAAGUUGUGCCCCAUCAAUCGAUCCACUGAUCUGAAUGUUCUCAAGGAGAAGUUUGAGCAGCCCAAUCCUGAGGAUCCAUCAGCACCAUCAGACUUGCCUGGUGUUGAUGUCUUUGUUUCUACUGCUGACCCAGAGAAGGAGCCGCCUCUAGUUACUGCUAAUACUAUUUUGUCUAUCCUUGCUGCUGACUAUCCGGUGGACAAACUUUCCUGCUAUGUGUCAGAUGAUGGAGGAGCUCUUCUAACUUUUGAAGCUAUGGCAGAAGCUGCAAGCUUUGCAGAUGUUUGGGUCCCUUUCUGUCGCAAGCAUAACAUUGAACCCCGGAAUCCUGAUAGUUAUUUCAACACCAAGGGUGACCCUACUAAAAAUAAACUGCGUGCAGACUUUGUAAAGGAUCGAAGAAGGCUUAAAAGGGAAUAUGAUGAGUUCAAGGUGCGAAUCAACGGACUCCCUGAUUCAAUUCGGCGCAGAUCAGAUGCUUAUAAUGCUCGAGAAGAAAUGAAGGCCAUGAAACUUGUAAGGGAAAACGGUACCGACCCAUCUGAAGUUGUAAAGGUUCCAAAAGCCACAUGGAUGGCUGAUGGCACUCACUGGCCUGGGACGUGGACUGUAUCAACUUCUGAACAUUCACGAGGUGAUCAUGCUGGAAUUAUACAGGUGAUGCUCAAACCUCCUAGUAGCAAGCCUCUAAUAGGUUGUGCAGAAGAUAAAAUCCUUGACUUCACUGAUGUGGAUAUUCGAUUGCCUAUGCUGGUAUAUGUAUCUCGUGAAAAACGGCCAGGAUAUGAUCAUAACAAGAAGGCAGGUGCUAUGAAUGCUCUUGUCCGGUCUUCAGCAAUCAUGUCUAAUGGGCCAUUUAUCCUCAAUCUUGACUGUGAUCAUUAUAUUUACAAUUCACAGGCAAUUAGAGAGGGUAUGUGUUUUAUGCUUGACCGUGGUGGAGACAGGAUAUGUUAUGUUCAGUUUCCACAGAGAUUUGAGGGAAUAGAUCCAAAUGAUAGGUAUGCAAAUCAUAAUACAGUAUUUUUUGAUGUGAAUAUGAGAGCUCUUGAUGGCUUGCAGGGUCCUAUGUAUGUUGGAACAGGAUGUGUGUUUCGACGAAUAGCUUUGUAUGGAUUUGAUCCUCCGAGGUCAAAGGAACAUAGUGGUUGUUGUGGUAGAAGAAAGAAAAUCAGCCAAACUCCAAGUGAGGGAGAGACACAUGCCCUCAACAUGGGUGAUGGUAAUGAGGAGGAGAUGAAUAUAUCUCUUCUUCCAAAGAAAUUUGGGAACUCCACUCUUCUGGUAGAUUCUAUUCCUGUUGCAGAAUUUCAGGGUCGACCAUUGGCAGAUCACCCUGGUGUGAAGAAUGGUCGCCCACCAUUUGCUUUGGCAGUUCCUCGCGACCCACUUGAUGCUUCCACUGUUGCUGAAGCUGUAAGUGUGAUUUCAUGCUGGUACGAGGACAAGACACAAUGGGGAGAGAGUGUAGGUUGGAUUUAUGGUUCUGUAACUGAAGAUGUUGUUACUGGUUAUCGCAUGCAUAAUAGGGGAUGGAGGUCUGUUUAUUGUGUAACCAAAAGAGAUGCUUUCAGGGGCACAGCACCAAUCAAUCUUACAGACAGAUUGCAUCAAGUACUAAGAUGGGCAACAGGAUCUGUGGAAAUAUUUUUCUCGCGCAACAAUGCCCUUCUUGGUAGCUCACGAAUAAAAUUUCUCCAGAAAAUAGCAUAUCUAAAUGUUGGCAUUUAUCCUUUUACGUCCAUAUUCCUUAUAGUGUAUUGCUUUCUUCCAGCACUCUCUCUUUUCUCAGGGCAAUUUAUUGUUCAGACACUCAAUGUGUCUUUCUUGAUAUAUCUUCUUAUCAUCACCAUCACUCUCUCUCUCCUAGCAAUUCUAGAGAUCAAGUGGUCAGGCAUUGAGUUAGAAGAAUGGUGGAGAAAUGAGCAGUUUUGGUUGAUAGGAGGUACAAGUUCUCAUCUGGCUGCUGUCUUACAAGGAUUGCUGAAGGUUAUUGCUGGCAUAGAAAUCUCAUUCACACUAACCUCUAAAUCCGGAGGGGAGGAUAUUGAUGAUAUAUUUGCGGACCUUUACAUAGUGAAAUGGACUUCACUCAUGAUUCCACCAAUUACAAUUAUGAUGGUCAACCUUAUAGCCAUAGCUGUUGGAUUUUCUAGGACAAUUUACAGUGAGAUACCUCAAUGGAGCAAGCUAAUUGGUGGAGUUUUUUUCAGCUUCUGGGUGUUGGCUCAUCUGUACCCAUUUGCCAAGGGCCUGAUGGGCAGAAGGGGAAGGACGCCCACUAUUGUCUUUGUCUGGUCUGGUCUUUUGGCCAUUACCAUUUCACUUUUGUGGGUUGCUAUAAAUCCUCCACAAGGUAGUCAAGGAAUUGGUGGAAGUUUUCAGUUUCCAUAAGAUGUCACCAGGGCUUGUCGCAUAAAACCUGUUGAAACUGAUAAUCCAGUGAUGUUGGAGAAUAUAUUUGCUGCCUGGAUGGACAUGACUAGCGUCCAUAGCUUCACACUUUAAGGUGUGCAUUCUUGAAAUUUAUCAAUUCUUUGUGAGAAAAUUGCAGUGACACAUUCUUAGUUUUUUUCUUUGAACAGAUGAUCUACUCCAUUGUAAAGAAACUUUGCUUCAACUUAUGGGUUUGGAGUGAGUGUUUUGCUAGUGUCUUCCUGACUCAGUGAACAGUGCCGAGUAAUUAGUUUAUGUGGACAUCUAUGAUUGAGUACAAUUGCCACGACUACAGAACUGCAGGACAUUGCCUCUAUUUUACAUUUGUAGCAAUUAUGGAUCCUAUUUGCUUUCUUAUUUAUUAUGAAACACUCGACUAUCUAUGUCAGCAAAUGCAAUUAAUUUUAGGGAAUCAAAUGCGUGAAUUCUAA
Cryptomeria japonica (Japanese cedar) is the source of this 4432-nucleotide messenger RNA. Its product is annotated as cellulose synthase-like protein D2. Gene Ontology annotation, biological process: cellulose biosynthetic process; plant-type primary cell wall biogenesis. The record is from RefSeq and is a predicted model, not a curated record. Lineage: Eukaryota; Viridiplantae; Streptophyta; Pinopsida; Cupressales; Cupressaceae. Gene Ontology annotation, molecular function: cellulose synthase (UDP-forming) activity; mannan synthase activity. The coding region runs from base 561 to 3959 and encodes 1132 amino acids. The transcript has 3 exons. Gene Ontology annotation, cellular component: trans-Golgi network; plasma membrane.